GUGUGUUUUUUAAACAAACAUAGUUUGUCUGACAUGUUGCGUCACAAGGAGCGGUGGCAACCCCCCGCCUCACAGUUCUUAUCUACAUCUCUCUCUGUCAUUCCAUACUCUGGUUACCAAACUCUGACAUGCAAAGCAGGACGGAGGAAAAUCUUUCCGUUGAAACGUGUGACCUCACACCGGUGCUCUGCUCGGGUCAGUUUCAUUCACACCUCCUGAAGGUGUUACGGGAGGUGGCCAGGGGUGUUGAUGUCAGUCACAGUUUAAAAAGACCAAACGGAGGGAAGUUGGAGCGCACAUCAGCAGGGACGCCCUGAACUUCUGAUCUGGUCAGCUGCACUUCAAACUAACUUCUUCUAAACGAGAUGGCUCCAUCAUCGUUGAUAACUGGGCUUCUCUUGCUCAGCCUGACUGGAUCACGUGGACUCAGAGACUUUCCAAAACACUUUGUGGUUGCAAAAAGAAAUUCUGCAAGUCCAGUCGCACUGACCUGCAACAGAAUGACCAGUGGGCCCGUGACGUGGAAGCUGCAUGGGGAAGUUGUAGAUGAGUACUAUGCUUUACAGGAUGGACAGAAUCUGAUCUUGUCUGAAGUACACGCACCCAUGUUGGGGGAGUACAGCUGCUGGAAAGGAACGGAGAAGUUAUCAUCAACCUUUCUGUUGAUGGAGGCUGACGAGGAAGAUGAGAUAGAUUCCUUCCUCAGAUGUCGUGCAAAGUCCUACGACUGUAGCUUCAGCUGCAUGUGGACCGGCGGCAAAUACACAGCUGUGCGCCUCGGACUUGGCCACGAAUGCACUGAUGGUCAGAAAUCGUGUAAGUGGGUGAGCAGCAGCGACCAGCAGCAGAACCAGUUUGUUCUGACCCACUCGCGCUCCCCUUACGCUGAGGAAAGCACCGAGCUCGAAGUCACCGUUGAAGCCAUCGAAAACUUCCACUUCCUCAAGAGAACCAAGCUGUUAUUUCUCAGAGACAUCGUGAUACCUGACAGUCCGCAAAUCAUCAGGUGUGAGGAGGUGGAUCAGCACUUAAAUGUGACCGUUGACCCACCAUCCAGCUGGUCGACUCCUCACACCUUCUUCAGCCUGGAGCACGAGAUCGAGUACAUGUUCAGAGAUGAUGGCAGGACCGAACGCUCUUCAUCCACCCUGAUACCGAAGAGCAUCAGCAGGCUGAGGGUUCGCUCCAGAGACCCACUGGUCCUGUCGGCCUGGAGUCAGUGGACUCCAUGGAAAAAUGUAACCCACUGAACCAAUAAGAGGUCACUGCUGUCAGCUUCCCCACUUUCUCAGCGUGGCUUCUUAAUGCCGAACGUAUAUAAGGCACAUAUUUAAAAGAACUGUUCCCUUUUAGAUUUCUUUACAACGGAUCAGUAAAACACUUAUUUAUUUAUUUAUUUAAUUAUUUAUUUACUCGACCUGUUAGCGUAUAAAACUUGUAAUUUGUCACCUUAUAUAUUUAUUUAUACCUUAUUAGACCCUGAAAAUCCCUAAAGAGGGGUCAGAAGAUUUAAGCAGUAUCUCAGACCCAAACGAUGACAACUUUUGUCUCUGCAGCAAAAAAUACAUCUAAGUGGGAAAUUCCAUUUUGCUUAAAGACAUUUAUACGCUAGUAUCGACUUAUUUCACAUGAAUCAGACUCACAUUUGACCUGUAGGAGUUUGUUUCAGUUUGACCUUCAGAGUGUCCGUGCUUUAUACGUGUGUGUGUGUGUGUGUGUGUGCUCGCAUGCCAGCACACUGGUUUCACAAAAACCACUGACUAUUAAAAGAGCUUUCUGUUUCCUUCCUUAUACGUGUUCCUUCUUGAGCUGUGUGUCGCUUGUGUCGUGUGAAAAACAAAAUUGUUCUCUUUGAACUUAUUGAUCUUUCAGGGAGGUUUCAAAUAUUAUUUAAAUGUUCUUUUGGUCAAAAUAUUACGGCUUCUGACAAAGAAAAAAAGUAAUAAAGUCUAUCACGUCCACAAUAGAUCUGUUUGAAAAUCAGAAUUAAUUUGUUUCAAUGAAGUUACUAGUCACGAGUUUUCUGAGGUUUAAAUGAUAAACAUGCGUUUUAUAAAAAUUCCUCUAAGUAUAUUAUUAAUUUAUUUUUAGUGGUUUGCCAUAAAAACUCUAAUGAAAUCCUUCCUAUAAGC
Nothobranchius furzeri (turquoise killifish) is the source of this 2132-nucleotide messenger RNA. NCBI's taxonomy places the organism in Eukaryota, Metazoa, Chordata, Actinopteri, Cyprinodontiformes, Nothobranchiidae. The record is from RefSeq and is a predicted model, not a curated record.